AAAAGAGAAAAAAAGGAGAAAGAGAAGAAAAGAGCGUCGUCAAUUUGGAAUCGUUUCUGACGCACUCGAUUCGAAUUUAGAACUGGUUCUUGUGGGAACCGAUGAUGGAACCAAUUUUGUCGGGUUCCCUAUAAGUUGGGUGCGCGCAACGCGAUUUCUUUCAUUCGACGCGAACGCUCAACUCAUUCGAUCCCAUUUAAUUACCGCUCGCGACAUUUGCUGCUUUGUUGUUUGUGCUCUUCGGUUUCGCUGCUCCGCGUUCUCCACGAGUUUCUUGGUUUUCAUUUGUGAGCGACAUGACAACCAUUGACAAAAUGGAUUUGAACGAGCACCACUCGCAGACGCCCAUCCAGAGUUUCUACGCAAAAACGAACGUCUUCAUCACGGGAGCGACGGGAUUCUUGGGGAAGAUCCUCGUGGAGAAGCUGCUGAGGUCCUGUCCGGACAUCAACACAAUCUACGUGCUCGUGCGCAACAAGAAAGGCAAGAAUCUGCACACCAGAGUCGACGAAUUGUUCGACGACGUCAUCUUCGACCGGCUGAGGACGGAGUGCCCGAAAUUCAGGCACAAAGUGGUCGGCGUCGCGGGCGACUGCAGUUUGCCCGCCCUCGGGUUGACCUUGCACGAUCAGAAGACCUUGAUAGACGAGGUGAACGUGAUUUUCCAUGUGGCGGCCACGGUCAAAUUCGACGAGAAACUGAAACUGGCCGUCGCAAUAAACGUGCGAGGACCCAGAGACAUGAUCGAGUUGAGCAAACGGAUGAAGCAACUGAAGUCGUUCGUGCACGUGUCCACCGCAUACUCCAUGUGCAAUCAUAACUACAUCGAAGAACGGAUCUACACGCCGCACGUGGACAGCCACAAGUUGGUUUUGCUGGCUGAAAACUUGCCAGACAAAAUUUUGGACUCCGUAACGCCGGCUUUGUUGGACAAAUAUCCGAACACGUACGCCUUUACGAAAGGAAUAGCGGAAGACAUGAUCAAGUGUGAAGGACGGGGAAUUCCGAUCGGCGUGUUCAGACCGUCCAUCGUGAUCUCGACGUACAGGGAGCCGAUAAAGGCGUGGAUCAACAACUUGUACGGACCGACGGGCGUCUGUGCAGGUGCAGGAACCGGUGUGCUGAGAACGAUGCACUGUCAUCCGAAGGUGAACGCCAACAUCGUCCCCGUCGACAUGGUGGUGAACGCCAUGAUCGCCUGCGGAUGGGAAAUCGCCAAAAACUACGAAGAAAACAAACUUAAGGCCGACUACGAAAUCCCCGUGUACAAUUACGAGUCGAGCAACGACAAGCCGAUCAACUGGGGCGAAUACAUGUCGUAUUCGGAGACGUCCGGAGUCCUAUAUCCGAGCGUCAAGGCGAUUUGGUACUACUUUUUGACAUUGCAACCGACCUGGAUCGGAUACUUCAUCACCCAACUCUUCCUCCAUUACAUUCCCGCCUUGAUCGUCGACGGAGCGCUCCUGUGUGUCGGAAAGUCGCCAAUGAUGCUGAAGGUGUACCGUAAGAUCCACAAGUUCUCGUCGGUGAUAUCGUAUUUCUGCACGCGGAACUGGACGUUCCACUCGCAGAGAAUCAACAGGAUGAUCGAGACGAUGACGCCCGAGGAUCAGGAAAUAUUCUUUUGCGACUUGAAGAAACUGAACUGGGCCGAGUAUUUUACGGUUUACUUGAAAGGAAUCAGGGAAUAUCUGAUCCAGGACCCCAUGACCACCUUGAACGACGCACGGAACAAAUGGAAGAGAUUGUACGUCCUUCAUCAAACGUUGAAAGUACUUUUGGGUUUCCUGUGUCUGCGACUGUUGUGGAGCGUACUGCAAUUUAUUCAAAGUUUUAUGUGGUGAUUGAUUGAUUGUCUCGUCACAAACUACACAUGCAUCGAGUGAUAUUACUGUUAGUUAUAUUUAUUAAUCCGAUAAGUUGUAAAUAGUUGUUUGUUUGUUCGUUUUAUAAGAAAUAAAUAUUUUUCAUUAGUA
This is a messenger RNA of Aethina tumida (small hive beetle), 1976 nucleotides long. RefSeq names its product fatty acyl-CoA reductase wat-like. The coding region runs from base 297 to 1844 and encodes 515 amino acids. Gene Ontology annotation, molecular function: alcohol-forming very long-chain fatty acyl-CoA reductase (NADP+) activity. Gene Ontology annotation, biological process: long-chain fatty-acyl-CoA metabolic process. The record is from RefSeq and is a predicted model, not a curated record. The transcript has 7 exons. Gene Ontology annotation, cellular component: peroxisome. Lineage: Eukaryota; Metazoa; Arthropoda; Insecta; Coleoptera; Nitidulidae.